Messenger RNA from Auxenochlorella protothecoides, 261 nucleotides. RefSeq lists its product as hypothetical. The transcript has a single exon. The record is from RefSeq and is a predicted model, not a curated record. Lineage: Eukaryota; Viridiplantae; Chlorophyta; Trebouxiophyceae; Chlorellales; Chlorellaceae. The coding region runs from base 1 to 261 and encodes 86 amino acids.
AUGGCCUGGAAUGGUGCUGUCUGGGACCUCCACAAGGUGACGAUCUGGGAAGCCAGCUGGGCCUCCAGGUGCGAGGGAUCCGACACACUCAUCCCUUCCUUAUCGCAAUGUGUGUGUGUAAUCUCAAUGGAACAAGCCCAUGGGAACUCUCCUUCGUCUGGGAGGAGCGGUGUCGUCAGGGGCGGAGGACUUGGAAGUGAUCUGAUGCACGAGGACAGAGCGCAAGAUGUCGAUGCCCAUCUCAGCGCCAGAGAGCGCUGA